ACAGGAAAAUGGACGGGUGGUUAAAAUCAGGCACUUUGAAGCUUUUUUUUAGGGAUAUUGCGUGAUGGGUAAAAUUUUGAAAAAAACUUCGAAAAAUAUAAUAAGCCACUGGGAACUGAUUUUUAAUGGUUUUAACAAUUCUGAAAUUGUGAUAAUGUUCCCCUUUUAAAAAACUGGGUUUUCCAUGUCCUGAGAAAUAAGAAUGAAUUAAUUUGUUGAGCUUUCCACAGUUACUAGAAACUGCUUGUUUUCAAGUUGUUUUCUGCUCCUGGAGCUUAUUAUUGUGCACAUCAAAUAAGGCUUGGAAAUAGAGCCAAGGUGCACGCUUUGAUAAGUACAUGAGCUGCCAGAGAGGCCACUAAUGGAACAGACAUGUUUCCACAAGUGUCCUACCAAAUCUAUAUCUGUCCAGUUUCCUCUUCCUGCUCCCCGCACGACACAUCCUGCCAUAUUGGUGUUGUGAUAGCAGCAUUUCCCCCCUUCUCCUCUUGCUGUGGUCUCUCUCCUCUCCCCCCCGCUCUCAGUAUCUCCAUUACCAAGGCGUCACUUCAUCUCCCGCUUGAAUCCUGUCCCGGCGUGCCGCAGUGACCCGCUGAACUCAAAAUGAUGCCGUUCAGCCACAUCCUUUCUCAGGGUGGAAUAGACGGCUUGUUGUCCCGGAAAGGAGACGAGGGGCUCACAUCUUCUCAAUGAGCGCCUCUCACAGGGGUGUUUGACAUGUACUGUCCCAUCACCGCUUAGUAUGCGUGAGUGUGUGGGUAGCCUUUUGUGAGGGGCGCAGGAACGUUGUAUUAUUCAUAUGGCGGAAUGGAUGUGUCUUGUAUGUUUUCAUAAGCAGUCUAGCGGCAGCGGCCUGAUAUUUUGGCGUCAGCAGUCAAGACCCACCGACGUGUGAAAUAAACAAUCUGUGCAACCUCAUUGAGGUUAUGAAACGUAGCGGCACACGUUUAUUGUCAUUUUCAGCAGUUCUGCCCAGUUGGCACUGACUACAUAUCACCGGACGACCUCUAUCUUAUUAACCAUUGAGACAAGCAAACUUCAGGGUUCGUAUGGGUGCUUAAAAACCUUUAAAAUGCUUGAAUUUGAAUGUUGUGUUUUCAAGGUUUGAAAAAUGCUGGAAUUUUGGGUGAAGUGCUUGUAAAUGCUUGGAAAUGUUCAUCUUUCUGUCUGACUCAAUAGGCUUAUUAUAAAAUGGAAAAAUAUUAAAUAAGUACAUCCAUCCAUCCAUCCAUUUUCUUCCGCUUAUCCGAGGUCGGGUCGCGGGGGCAGCAGCCUUAGCAAAGAAGCCCAGACUUCCCUCUCCCCAGCCACUUCGUCCAGCUCCUCCCGGGGGAUCCCGAGGCGUUCCCAGGCCAGCCGGGAUAUAUAGUCUUCCCAACGUGUCCUGGGUCUUCCCCGUGGCCUCCUGCUGGUCGGACGUGCCCUAAACACCUCCCUAGGGAGGCGUUCGGGUAGCAUCCUGAGCAGAUGCCCGAACCACCUCAUCUGGCUCCUCUCAAUGUGGAGGAGCAGCGGCUUUACUAUGAGUUCCUCCCGGAUGACAGAGCUUCUCACCCUAUCUCUAAGGCAGUGGUUCUUAACCUUGUUGGAGGUACCGAACCCCACCAGUUUCAUAUGCGCAUUUACCGAACCCUUCUUUAGUAAAAACUAAAAUGUUUUUUUUUCUUUCAAAUUCUAGAAAAAGUCAUGUUUUUUUUACUGGUGCACAAAAUGAACUGUGCAUGAACAUCACCUUGUUCAAAGAACAAAACCAACACAGUGCAUGAACUCACAACAAAUUACACACAUUACCAUGAAUUGAUUAACGUGGACCCUGACUUAAACAAGUUGAAAAAGUUAUUCGGGUGUUGCCAUUUAGUGGUACGGAAUAUGUGUAAACUGUACUGUUUCAUAUAAUGUAUUCUCUUCCUUUGCAAUCUGCUCGUAAAAGUUUCAAUCGACCAAUCAAACAACCUGCAAAUCAGAUGGAAAAUUAGAGGGAACAUUGUUUGGGGGUAUCCAUAAUACGCCGAUAGGGAGAAGUUUUUAUUUACAUGAUAAGUCGGAUGUGUCUUUACCUCCGUGGCGGAGGCUCCGCCGAACCCCUGAGGCCAAUUCACCGAACCCCUAGGGUUCGAUCGAACCCAGGUUCAAGAACCACUGCUCUAAGGUAGAGACCCGCCACCCGGCGGAGGAAACUCAUUUUGGCCGCUUGUACCCGUGAUCUUGUCCUUUCGGUCAUAACCCAAAGCUCAUGACCAUAGGUGAGGAUGGGAACGUAGACCGACCGGUAAAUUGAGAGCUUUGCCUUCUGGCUCAGCUCCUUCUUCACCACAAUGGAUCGAUACAGCGUCCGCAUUACUGAAGAUGCCGCACCGAUCCGCCUGUCGAUCUCACGAUCCACUCUUCCCUCACUCUAAAUACGUUUCCUUAAAAAUGAAAGCUACACGCUUGAUCUGUUGGCUUUGCACGAGCCCUUACAUUAGGUUGUUGUCAUGCCAGAGCCGUAUAUGGCUCUGUGUCGCCCCCAUGAGGACAGUGGUGCAUCGGUCCAUCAUGCCGGUAGGUUGUCGUUUUAAUGAACAUCAUGUAUUCAUGAAUUAUGAUACAAACAAACAAGUAAACAAUAAUAAUUAAUGUUAUUUAUUGUAAGGAACUAUGUAUACAUGAAUUAUGAUACAAACAAACAAGUAAACAAUAAUUAAUGUUAUUUCUUGUAAGGAAUGAUGUAUACAUGAAUGAUGAUGAUACAAACAAACAAGUAAACAACGUUUGCAAACACAGAUGACAUUGAAUAGUCUACAGAAACACUGCUUCAUUUUCUAUGCCCCAUUCAGUUAAUGAUAACUGCUGGUUCAACGUUAGGCUUAGGUUUUAGCAGAUUUUCCGUAUUUGUCCUACAGACAGCAUUUGAUGACCUCAAACAACAAGGCUAUGGAUUGAUUCACACUGGUUUUUGCUUUUUGAAGGGUACUGGAAAAACUGGAAAAUUUUAUUUUGAAAGUCCUUAAAAAGUGCUUGAAUUUGGCCACGGGAAAGGUGUACAAACCCUGAAACUUCUUGGCAUAGGGAAAUAGAUAAAGUUGAGCAUUAGUCCUCAUUAUUAUAGUGUCUAGUAUAGGGGUGUAACGAUUCGUUUUAACAAUGAUUCGAUUCGUUCGAUUCAGAAUUUGUGCUUGCUGAUAUAAUUCAGGGACAAUAUUAUUUUUUAUUUUUAGAACAAUACGAUACUAAACUAUACAGUGAGUUGAAAUCUAUUCAAUAACUUUUUAGCAAAAAAAAAAAAAAAAAAUCCACCAAGUGUGACUGUGAAAUAAAUACUGGAUACUGGACAUUGCAGGUGAAGAUUCCUAUAUUUGUAUAAUUUUUUUCUAAGGGAAUUAAGUGUAAAUUAAUUAUGGAUACAAACAAGCAAGUACACAACAAUGAAUGUUAUGCAGUAUAUUUGGUUAGUAUUUAUUUUUCUAAUCAGCCUGACCUAAGCCAAAGUUGUAUGUGUUAAAUAAAUUAUAUUAUAUGUGAUUAACACAUGGUUUCAUAUAAUUUAAAAAAAUCAAGAGUAAGAUUACCAAUUCAGUGAUAAUAUUUGAGUGGAAUCCAGACCACUCUGUAGUGGAAAAGUUGGGACCCGAGAUAAAAAGUUUAAGAACCCCUAGCUUAGUUGCUCAGACAGCAUAGAUUUAUAUAGGUUUAGAUUAUAUGUUAUUUCUUCAUGGAGAAAGAUGGUAAUUUUUCUUGUUUUCAUGUCGGCAUUUAAGCUAGCGAACUCGUGCCUGUCAGUCCGUGAGUUCAUCAAAGUGCAGUUAUCAAUCAUGUUUUUUUCCGUUAAUUUAAAUUUAAAACUGUAAUGCCAACUGUCAGGAGUUUUACCACAGUUAUCAUUAAAACCGUUUAUCGUUACAUCCCUACCCAAUGCCCAACACUAGUGAGCUACAGUGCUAACAUUACAGUCACAUUUUUAACAGGAACAUCAUGCUAGGUUAGCCUAGCGGCUGAAGAAAAAGUGCGGUAAACAAUCCAACUUACAGUUCCCAUGUCCCAAGCUGAGUGACAGAUAAGUGGACUGAGCUCUAGCUUUUAAAAUGUGUAGUGAAACCUACUUUCUUUCAUUAUUAUGUUACGCUAGGGAAAAAGCUAUUUUUAAAUCCAGUAGGUCGAUAAACUGUAGGUAGACCAGUCCAAAUGUAUUUCUCUGCGGUGAAUAUUACCGAUUAAUGUGUUUUUUUGGAUUGAUUGGCCAACACCAAAAUGAUCCUGGCAAAUUAAGGUCACUUCUUCAGGCCAAAUAGGUUGUGUAUGUGCUACUUUUUGCUGCUGAGUGGUCAAAAGAUGGGGUGGAAAGGAGGGCAAGAAGACAGAUGAGCCACAUUAUCUCCUGCUGGGAUGAAGGAGGGUUUGUGUUGUCUGCACGGAAAAUUCAUAGCCUCUUCUUCUCACUCCUCAAAUGGUAUCGUUCCCUUCUUUGUUAUUGUGGGCCACACCCUCUGAUUGCAAAACAUUUUUUUGGGAGGCUGUUUUCUUCUUUUUUAGUGAAGCCGCCAAACACAAACCCCAUCAGUUUGUUUUUGUGGCUUGCUGUCAUUUAGCAAAUGUUUGCAGAGGUUUGUGGUUGUUGAACUGCCGCCACUGUUUGUUUGUUUGAGGUAGCAGUUGUUGAAGGUUUAAAGUGGUCUGUGUGAGACUUUGCAAAUGUACAAUGACAAUCUUGUCCUAAUGUUUGUGGUUCUGCUUUAAUGUCUUCCAGUAUGCAAAACUGACUUUUUCAUGACAUUAUCGCUCUUCAAACAGUUCCCUUUGAAAUUACAGUUUUUUAUGAUGUCAUGAAGGAAAACACUAUCAGUAACUUGAUAGCGCCUCUGACCUGUUCUUAGCUUCUUGUAGAUAAGCUCUCACCAUGUACAACACUUUUUUGUAAAAAAGGGGUUAGGCUUUGCUACACUUCUCAAGAUAUAUCAUGGAGCUCAGGCAGUUAUCCGUCAGAUGGAGCAGAUGGGACAUCACUCAGAAGGGCUAUGAGAAGAAAAGAAGCAAACUGUUGGCACCGUACAUCCCACAGAUACAAGGUGUAGACCCCUCUCUGCAAAUUGACAGUCGGAUCCAGGCUUCCCCCCAGGCUGUUCUAUCUGCAUCCAAACACAACAAAGCUCGGGCUGCCAACACCAGGGAUGAACGCUUCCGAUCUGAUCUGCACACAGAAGCCGUUCAAGCAGCUUUGGCCAAAUACAAAGAAAGGAAGAUGCCCAUGCCGUCCAAGAGACGAUCUGUGCUAGUUCAGUCCUCUGUAGAGGCAUGUACUCCACCAGACACGUCCUCUGCGUCGGAAGACGAGGGCUCUCUGCGUCGAAAGGGACAUCUGGCCAACUCCACACCGUACCAGAGUCACAGCCACCCGGCCGUGGAGCACUGGUUUAACCGGGUCAUUCAGGGUUCGUCCACUUCGUCUUCCGCGUCCUCCACCUCGUCCCACCCGGGAGGGAGAUCUAUCACCACCACCACCACCACCACCACCACCACUACCACCAACAGCACCGCCCACAGCAGCCUCAACGCCAACACCAAAGCUUCUGCACUGUCUAACCUUAUGGCACACACCCACCUAGAUAACCACAUAGCACCCCCAGACGUCACAGGCCUCUCGGAAGGCUCCUCGCUUCACGCGGAGCAGUCCUACGGAGGGUCGGUGCGAGGAGUCUCCCGUGGCUAUAACCACCACACGAGCAUCAUGGAGACGGCAGAUGGCUGUGAGUGGAGAGUUGAGGGAUCCCUCAGUUUGAUGAAUGGUGUUCCAGUCAACAGCCGCGUCUCCUCCAAAAUCCAGCAGCUGCUCAACACUCUGAAAAGGCCCAAGCGGCCGCCCUUGCGAGAGUUCUUUGUCGACGACUUUGAAGAGCUUUUGGAUGUCCAGCAGCCAGAUCCGAACCAGCCUAAGCCAGAAGGCCAGCAGAUGUGUCCCCUUGAUGGGGGACAUCUCGGAGUGGUCCAUAACUGGCCUGCCUCCUUGACAGCUGCUUUACAACGAUGGGGCACCACCCAGCCAAAGAGCCCCUGUCUGACUGCACUUGAUAAUGCUGGCAAGCCUGUCUACACUCUUACCUAUGGUAAACUAUGGACCCGCUGUCAGAAACUGGCCUAUACACUUCUCAACAAGCUUAGUAGUAGAAAUGAGCCCUUGCUUAUGCCUGGAGAUAGGGUAGCGCUUGUGUUCCCGAACAACGACCCAGUAAUGUUCAUGGUUGCUUUCUAUGGUUGUCUGCUGGCAGAACUGGUGCCUGUACCCAUUGAAGUGCCGCUGACCAAGAAGGAUGCUGGAAGUCAACAAAUCGGCUUUCUGCUUGGCAGCUGUGGGGUGACGUUGGCUCUUACCACCGAUGCUUGUCAGAAAGGCUUACCCAAAGCACAAACGGGGGAGGUAGCCACAUUUAAAGGUUGGCCCCGGUUGCUGUGGUUUGUGACAGAUGGGAAACAUGUUGUGAAGCCUCCGAAAGACUGGCAUCCUCUGAUACGUGAAGCCAGCAAAGACACAGCUUACAUAGAAUACAAAACCAGCAAGGAAGGAAGCACCAUGGGGAUCACAGUGAGCCAUUCAGCCAUGCGCGCCCACUGUCACGCUCUCACACUGGCCUGCGGCUACACUGAAGCUGAGACCAUAACCAACGUGCUGGAUUUCAAGAGGGAAGCAGGUUUAUGGCAUGGUGUCCUCACUAGCGUCAUGAAUCGGAUGCAUGUGAUCAGCAUUCCUUACUCACUGAUGAAAGUCAACCCUCUCUCGUGGAUACAGAAGGUGCAUACUUACAAAGCACGGGUUGCAGUGGUGAAGUCCAGGGACAUGCACUGGUCUCUUCUAGCACAGAGAGACCAGAGAGACAUCAGUUUAAGCUCACUGCGCAUGCUUAUUGUUGCUGAUGGGGCCAACCCAUGGUCAAUAUCGUCCUGUGAUGCCUUUCUAAACGUGUUCCAGGCACGUGGGCUGCGACCUGAGGUGAUCUGUCCAUGUGCCAGCUCUUCGGAAGCCUUGACUGUCGCCAUCCGCAGACCUCCAGAAAUGGGAGUCCCACCACCUGGGAAGGCGGUGCUGUCCAUGGGUGGUCUGAGCCACAGCGUAAUUCGUGUUGACACAGAAGAUAAGCUUUCCGUCCUCACCGUGCAAGAUGUGGGCCAGGUCAUGCCUGGAGCUUUGGUGUGUGUGGUGCGGGUGGAAGGGACACCAUACCUUUGUCAAACGGAUGAGGUGGGAGAGAUCUGCGUCAGCUCCCGGUGCACGGGUACUGCCUACUAUGGCCUUCAGGGCAUGACCAAAAAUAUAUUUGAGACCAUCCCAGUCACGUCCACUGGAAUUCCGGUCAGUGACCGAACUUUCACCAGGACUUCACUGCUGGGCUUUGUGGGGCCAGACAGUCUCGUGUUUAUUGUCGGGAAGAUGGAUGGCUUGAUGGUUGUCAGUGGGCGGCGACACAACGCUGACGACGUGGUUGCUACGGCUCUCGCGGUGGAGCCUAUGAAGUUUGUUUACAGGGGGAGGAUAGCUGUGUUUUCUGUGUCGGUGCUGCAUGAUGAGAGGAUCGUUGUCGUGGCCGAGCAGAGACCAGACGCCUCAGAGGAAGACAGCUUCCAAUGGAUGAGCCGCGUCCUGCAGGCAAUAGACAGCAUCCACCAGGUGGGAGUGUACUGCUUGGCUCUGGUGCCUGCCAACACACUUCCCAAAGCUCCCCUGGGUGGCAUCCACAUUUCAGAGACUAAACAGCGCUUCCUAGAGGGCGCCUUGCAUCCCUGCAAUGUCCUCAUGUGCCCUCACGCGUGCGUCACCAACCUGCCCAAGCCGAGACAAAAGCAGCCAGAGGUGGGCCCCGCUUCUAUGAUAGUGGGCAACCUGGUGGCGGGAAAGAGGAUAGCACAAGCCUGUGGGAGAGACGUGACCCAGUUGGAAGACAACGAUCAGUUCCUCUAUAUUCAGGAUGUGCUACAGUGGAGAGCGCAGGCCACGCCAGACCAUCCGCUGUUCCUUGUUCUCAAUGCCAAGGGCACGGUGGCGAGUUCAGCUUCCUGUCUACAGCUACACAAGCGGGCCGAACGUGUGGCUGCGGCUCUGAUGGGGCGCCUCAACACUGGGGACCACGUAGCACUUGUCUACCCACCAGGAAUCGACCUGAUAGCCACUUUCUAUGGCUGCUUGUAUGCUGGCUGUGUCCCGGUGACAGUCAGACCCCCACACCCACAGAACUUGGCCACCACCCUCCCCACUGUUAAGAUGAUUGUUGAGGUCAGUAAGUCGGUGUGUAUACUGACCACUCAAGCAAUAAUGAAACUGCUGAAAUCCAAAGAGGCCGCUGCUGCAGUUGACGUCAAGAGCUGGCCCAUGGUGUUGGACACAGAUGACCUCCCCAGGAAGAAAAGUCCCCAGAUCUACAAGCCCCCAACCCCAGAGAUGUUGGCUUAUCUUGACUUCAGUGUUUCCACCACAGGUAUCCUGGCAGGAGUCAAGAUGUCUCACGCCGCCACAAGUGCCUUGUGUCGCUCCAUCAAGUUGCAGUGUGAACUCUACCCUUCACGACAGAUAGCCAUCUGUUUGGAUCCAUACUGCGGCCUGGGCUUCGCUCUCUGGUGCCUGUGCAGCGUGUACUCAGGCCACCAGUCCAUCCUGGUUCCCCCUCUGGAGCUGGAGACAAAUGUGUCACUGUGGCUGGCCGCAGUCAGCCAGUACAAAGUGCGCGUCACCUUCUGCUCCUAUUCCGUCAUGGAGAUGUGCACCAGAGGCCUGGGUUCACAGACUGAGGCGCUGCGGCUGCGCAACAUCAACCUGUCAUGUGUGCGCACGUGCAUGGUGGUGGCAGAGGAGAGGCCUCGCAUCGCUCUGACACAGUCCUUCUCCAAGAUCUUCAAGGACCUGAUGUUGUCGCCGCGGGCCGUCAGCACUACCUUCGGCUGCAGGGUUAAUGUGGCCAUUUGUUUGCAGUCCAACAGGUUAGGGAAACUGGCUGAGCAGGGCACAGCAGGACCGGACCCCACCACGGUUUAUGUGGACAUGAGGGCUUUGCGGCAUGACAGAGUUCGCCUGGUGGAGAGAGGGUCCCCCCACAGUUUACCCCUGAUGGAGUCUGGCAAGAUCCUUCCUGGAGUCAAGGUGAUCAUUGCCAACACCGAGACCAAAGGACCCUUGGGAGACUCUCAUCUUGGGGAGAUCUGGGUGAGCAGUCCUCACAACGCCACAGGCUACUACACCGUGUACGGGGAGGAGGCGCUGCACGCCGACCACUUCAACACCAAGCUCAGCUUCGGGGACACUCACACCGUGUGGGCGAGGACGGGCUACCUGGGCUUCCUGCGGCGCACUGAGCUGACCGAUGCCAGUGGAGAACGCCACGACGCUCUCUAUGUGGUGGGCUCCAUUGACGAGACCCUGGAACUGCGAGGGAUGAGGUAUCACCCCAUCGACAUCGAGACCUCCGUCAUCCGCUCUCACAAGAGCAUAGCUGAAUGCGCCGUGUUCACUUGGACCAACCUCCUGGUGGUGGUGGUGGAGCUGGAGGGGUCCGAGCAGGCGGCCCUGGACCUGGUGGCCCUGGUCACCAACGUGGUCCUGGAGGAGCACUACCUGAUCGUGGGCGUGGUGGUGGUGGUCGACCCCGGCGUCAUCCCCAUUAACUCUCGGGGGGAGAAGCAGCGCAUGCACCUGAGGGACGGCUUCUUGGCGGACCAGCUGGACCCAAUAUACGUGGCGUACAACAUGUGAACCCCAUAAAUGUGGCGUACAACAUGUGAACCCCAUAUGUGGCAUACAUGUGAACCCCAUAUAUGUGGCAUACAACAUGUGAACCCCAUAUGUGGCAUACAUGUGAACCCCAUAUAUGUGGCAUACAACAUGUGAACCCCAUAAAUGUGGCAUACAACAUGUAAACCCCAUAAAUGUGGCAUACAUGUGAACCCCAUAUACGUGGCAUACAACAUGUGAACCUCAUAUAUGUGGCAUACAUGUGAACCCCAUACAUGUGGCAUACAACAUGUGAACCCCAUGAAUGUGGCAUACAUGUGAACCCCAUAUACGUGGCAUACAACAUGUGAACCCCAUAUAUGUGGCAUACAUGUGAACCCCAUAUAUGUGGCAUACACCAUGUAAACCCCAUAAAUGUGGCAUACAUGUGAACCCCAUAUAUGUGGCAUACAACAUGUGAACCCCAUAUGUGGCAUACAUGUGAACCCCAUAUAUGUGGCAUACAACAUGUGAACCCCAUAAAUGUGGCAUACACCAUGUAAACCCCAUAAAUGUGGCAUACAUGUGAACCCCAUAUAUGUGGCAUACAACAUGUGAACCCC
Messenger RNA from Nerophis lumbriciformis (worm pipefish), 10287 nucleotides. It is a transcript of the gene dip2a, whose product is annotated as disco-interacting protein 2 homolog A. Gene Ontology annotation, cellular component: cell surface. NCBI's taxonomy places the organism in Eukaryota, Metazoa, Chordata, Actinopteri, Syngnathiformes, Syngnathidae. The record is from RefSeq and is a predicted model, not a curated record.